Protobothrops mucrosquamatus (brown spotted pit viper) is the source of this 2145-nucleotide messenger RNA. It is a transcript of the gene SLC26A3, whose product is annotated as solute carrier family 26 member 3. Gene Ontology annotation, biological process: transmembrane transport. The coding region runs from base 18 to 1883 and encodes 621 amino acids. Gene Ontology annotation, molecular function: chloride transmembrane transporter activity; oxalate transmembrane transporter activity; bicarbonate transmembrane transporter activity. The record is from RefSeq and is a predicted model, not a curated record. The transcript has 17 exons. Gene Ontology annotation, cellular component: membrane. Lineage: Eukaryota; Metazoa; Chordata; Lepidosauria; Squamata; Viperidae.
UUCCCAUCCUAAGUCUGAUGGUAGGAGGAGCAGUUUUAAACAUGGUCCCAAAUGAACCUGGGAACUCCAGCGUGCCAACGAACAGUUCAUCAUUAAACCAGGAAAGAGUUAUGGUGGCAGUAUCCGUUACAGUCCUGGCUGGCAUCUUUCAGUUAGCCCUGGGCGCCUUUCGCUUCGGCUUCAUCGUCAUCUAUUUGUCUCAGCCACUCAUCAGUGGAUUUACGACGGCGGCUGCGAUACACGUUUUUGUGUCUCAGCUGAAGUUCAUUUUUCAGCUACCGGUUGAGCCCUUUAACAAACCACUGGGACUCAUCUGGACCCUUAAAAGUAUAUUUGAGCAGAUCACCGACACCAACAUUGCAGAUUUAGUCACCGCACUCAUUAUCUUAGUCGUUGUGUCAGUGGUCAAGGAACUGAAUGACCGUUACAAAGCCAAACUGCCAGUACCAAUUCCGAUUGAAGUCAUCGUGACAGUCAUCGCAGCUGGACUAUCUUACGGCUUUAAUUUCAAAGAGAUAUUCCAGGUAGAUACCGUUGGAACAUUAGAUGUUGGAUUUCAGGCUCCAGUUGCCCCAGAUAUCAAAUAUUUCGAACGUUGUAUAGGAGACAGCAUCUCCAUUGCCAUUGUCGGCUUCGCUGUUGCCUUUUCAGUGGCUAAAGUUUAUUCCAUUAAGCAUGAUUACCGCAUAGACGGCAACCAGGAAUUAAUUGCCUUUGGAAUCAGCAACAUUUUUGGAGGGGUCUUCAAAGGAUUUGCAGCAAGCACUUCUCUAUCAAGGUCUGGAGUGCAAGAAAGCACCGGGGGCAAGACGCAGAUUGCUGGACUCCUCUCAGCUAUCAUUGUCAUGAUUGCUAUCUUAGCCAUUGGCUUUCUCUUGGAACCACUGCAAAAGUCAGUCCUUGCAGCUUUGGUUCUGGGCAAUUUGAAGGGGAUGUUGAUGCAGUUCAAAGAGAUUGGAAUUCUGUGGAAAAAGGACAAGUGUGACUGCCUUGUCUGGAUUGUGACUUUCCUGGCUGCCCUUCUACUGGGACUGGAUCUUGGCUUAGCUGCCGGCCUUGGAUUUGAACUCCUGACAGUUGUAUUCCGGGUCCAGUUUCCAAAAUGUACACUUUUGGCUAAUGUUGGAAGGAAUGACGUCUACAGAAACAGAAAAGACUACUCAGACAUAUACGAGCCAGAAGGAGUGAAAGUUUUCAGGUGCCCGUCUCCAAUCUUUUUUGCUAAUGUUGACUUCUUCAAGGAAAAAUUGACUGCUGCGGUUGGUUUUAAACCAUUGAGGGUGUUACAGAAACGCAACAAAGCUCUAAGGAAAAUAAAGAAGAUGUUAAAGAAGGGAGAACUUCAAGAAACUCCAAAAGGUUUUAUUUGUACCGUCACUAAUGCGACCGACUCAGAUGAAGAGCUGGACAACAACAGGAUUGAAGAACUGAAUCAGCCCAUAAAUACGAAGGAUUUUCCAGUUCGGAUAGACUGGAACGCAAGCCUGCCUCCCAACAUCAGAGUUCCGAAAAUUGACGUCCAUAGCGUCAUUCUUGAUUUUUCAGCAGUGUCCUUUCUGGAUGUUUCAGCUAUGAGAAUCAUCGGAGAGACUUUGAGAGAAUUCAUCCGGGUUGAUGUUGAAGUUUAUAUUGUGGGCGCACAUGAUGGUCUCCUGGAGAAGCUACAGAGAUGUGGAUUUUUUGAUGAUGAAAUUAAGCCCUCCAUAUUUUUCCUGACCAUUCACGAUGCCAUUUUACACAUAUUGAUGAAGAAGGAUAUGAUCACCCGCUUAUCAAAAUUCGAGGCCAUCACGGAUAAUCAAAACAACAAUCACUAUAUAAUUAACACGAGCGGAGGACUACGCAAUCGGGACCUAAAGGAAUUAAUAGAAACGAGAAUGUAAAAGGAGGACGGGCGAAGAACCAGCCAAUCUGGAAACAAUUGAUAAAAGGAGAUCAAAUGUUGGUUCUCCAACAGGAUCCCACAUUGAGUGAGGACAGAGGGGAGGGCCCGUCCCUCUUGUAAGGACAUAAGUCACAUACACAAACAUGUAUGUACAAAAGAAGGUGGAACUUCAACUACUGGCCAUGCCCAACUUCCAGCAGAUUUUAUUCCUUCCACGGAUGCUUCAGCAUCGUAGGCAACCAUUUUUGCCUCUUAAACUU